Molecule: messenger RNA, 1761 nt
Organism: Culex quinquefasciatus (southern house mosquito)
Lineage: Eukaryota; Metazoa; Arthropoda; Insecta; Diptera; Culicidae
Exons: 7
Coding region: 44-1249 (401 amino acids)
Biological process (GO): detection of chemical stimulus involved in sensory perception of smell; sensory perception of smell
Cellular component (GO): plasma membrane
Molecular function (GO): olfactory receptor activity; odorant binding
Source: RefSeq, a predicted model, not a curated record
UGCAUCACCCUAUCAAGGAUAAGUUACAACCUCGUUGUUAGCCAUGGAGUUUGCCAAGCGGUACUUUGUGCGCCACCGCAAUUUGUGGAGCAGUGAGUUCAAAAAUCCAAAGGCUUUGUACGAAAGUGCCUCCGAAUCUGCGAUGCGUUUGGCUGACGUUUGUGGGGCCGAAAUUUUCCGUCAAAAUUACACCCGGAACAAUCGGCGGUUGGCUUUGCUGUACGCUGACUUUACGCUGUACCUGGUGCUUAGUUUCUGGUGCAUUACAGUUCUGUGGGGUCAGCUACUUGACGUUAUGUUUUGCGUCGUAAUGAUUGGAGGGGCUGUGCAGGCUUUUGCAAAGAUUCACAGCUACACCAAUCCCACGAUUCAUGAACUUCAAAUGUGCAAUUUGGAAAACUUUCAAAACGUUCGAAAAUAUGACGAGUUCGAGGAAGCGAUGUGGAAUGCAGCGACUUUUUGCAAAUUUGCCGUGAUUUUUUACGCAAUCUUCGCAAAAAUCAUGAUCGGAUUGAUUGUAGCGUAUUCAAUCGUGAGCUCCCUCGUGGGCGAACACUACGUAUUGCCGUUUGGAUACUUCUUUCCAUGGAUUGACCGGGACACCUUGGCUGGAUAUUUGAUUAAUUUCGCUUACCAAAGUACAUUACUGGUGUACGGCUAUUGUGGAUUGCAAGCUUCAGAUCUUGUAUUCAUAUUUUUUAUCAUUCAUGCAAUUGCACGACUGGAGAUAAUCAUAGUUUAUCUAAAAAAACUCGAUCUCUUGACACAAUCACCAGAGUUAGAACGGAAUGGAUCUGCCAUAAAUGAGUUAUUGGAUGAUAUUAUCGAAAAACACAUUCAACAUACUGGGAAUCUCAGUGAUUUGGACGAUGUUUUGCAAAACGGCAUUUACGUCAACUUUGGCAGCUUGAUCGCUCAAACUGUCUUUUCAUGUUAUAUUCUUGUAACGGCUGAUGAAAUCUGGUACACGGGGUCGGCGGUAGCGUUUGGCAGCGCAUUGCAGUUGUUUUCCGCUUGUUUGAUGGGAACGCUGCUGUCCAGUAAAAAUGAUCAACUGAUUCGCGAGAUCUACGACAUAUCCUGGAACAACCUGCCGAUCGAAGCCCAGAAGAGCCUCCAGCUGCUGCUCCACUCGGCCCAGCAACCGAUGGUGCUGUCUGAUGGAUUCAACGCUGUCGAUUUGUUCUACUUUGUGACGAUCUACAAGCAAAUUUACUCGUUUGUGGCGAUGCUGCUGAACUUCAACUAAAUGACGAAUGGGACGUCCCGCCAGGAUGGAGGCUGAAAUUAUUUCACACGUCACCAGAUAUUGUAAUAAAUAUGGAUAGUCAAGAAGCAUAAUAAGGCGUUGAUAUCUUGCAAGACGGAUGAUUAUGACUGGAUGAGGAAGUUUGCGGAGAAGGACAUAGAAGGAUGAGAUGUGUUAAGAAUUCUUUGGAUGUCAUUUCUGGAAGUGCGCGUUGGAGCAUGAUUUUGCAAAAUACCUAGGGGAAAUUAAAAUUGUGAUGGAAUGUGCGGUGUUGCUCGUUUUUUGAAGUAGAAUUUCUUUUCGAUAACUGCGCCCACAGUUGUUAAAAAGCACCCAGUAGUUGAGUUGAGUUGAGAAGAUGGUACAAGUUUCCAUCCAAUCCCUUAGAUCGCACAGAAUGUAAUUUCAAUGUAAAUUUUCACUACAACCACCCCCGGAAAAUGUUGAGGGGGUGGGGGCGGAGAAUUAUUCAUCAAAUAAAACUAUUCACGCAGUUUUCUUCUGAAUCAUAA